AUGGACAACUACUCGGACGACGGCUUUGACGAUCUCAACCCAAAUGCCCUUCAGGAGCUGGAGAACAAUGCUAUACAGUUCACACAGGCGCAAACUCAGGCCCCGCCACGGACACUGCAACCUGCCGACAACCCCUAUGAUGACCUCGAAUUCGAGGACGACGACCUUGAUGAUACCGAAUUGAUCGAUGGCCUGCUUCCGCAAGCUCCCAUCGGUACAUCGACGAACACUGGACCGAGGUCAUACCAUCAAAAACCACCCUUGCCUGUACCGAACCGACCCCCCGCCCCGAUCCCGCCAUCGUCACGAUGGGACACCUCCGCGAGGUCAAGAUACGCCGUUCCCAACACGGCGCAUGGCCAGCCCUUGGCAUCACAGGUACCACUUCCCAUAGGCGCAUCAUACAGACCACAACACAGCCAGUUCGCUCGUCCUGCGCCCCCGACAGUCAGGCCGGCCUAUCAGCAGCCGCUCGCUUCCCAGGCGCCCCGGGAGUCAGGAAACGAUGUUGUUGCUGCUAUGCAGCAGCGCCUGAAGGCUCUCGAGUCAGAACUCUACUCGGCCAGGGGAGAGGUUGCCAUCAUCAGGGCAAACUCGGAGGCAAAGCAGCAGAGGCUGGUGGAGCAAGCCGUCGCUGCUCAGCACAAUGCCACUACCGAACUGCAGUUUCUUCAGCGAGAUGUCAAGGAAACCAGUGCUCGAGCGAGGCGAGCGAAUGCGGCGCCCGGCGUGCAGAGGAACGACAGUGGCGGCUCUGCCACGAACACGCCGAAGAAGGCCAGCAAGACCUGGGGCAUGGCCGACGGCUUUGACGAGAUGGACAUUGUUCUCAGCCCCAGCAAGGGACGAGGCAAGUCGAGGGACACCGGCCCCGUGGCCAUCCCCCUCACCGAACGGACACCAACAAAGAACAAGCGGAAACGGCCUGUGGUGGACAGUCCCGUCAUGGCGUUGGAAACCCACGAAGGCGACCUUGUACAGUCGAAUAUUGAUGCAGGUGCCACGGUCCCGAAAUUCUUAGCGGUAUCGUCCGUGAAUACCCUCCCGUUCGAUUUCCUUCAGCUCGUUCUCGACCAUGGGUCUCUGCACGGGGAGCCUCCAACAUUCGAUAUUCUCUCACGCUAUGCCUUUCCAUCAGGCCCAGACACCUCUUUUGCCGCCCAGAUUUAUCAGAGCUUGCCGCGAAUGGGGAACGCGCAUGAUCCACUGCAGCUCCUUAUCGACUUUUCUCACCUCAUUCUGACAAUGUGGCACCAGUGCCUGGACGAGGCGUAUUAUCGACCGAUCUGGGACCUGGUGUCGCUUCUGGCGUUUACACUCCAACUCCAGACUGUGUCGGUGGCACCCAACCUCAUCCACAGCCUGGUGCCAGCCGCAGAGAGGUCCAUGUACAUGGUGCUCGAACUGCGCUACAAGAGCACAGACGGUGAUCUUUCCGGUGACCCCGCCGCUGACUCGCUGCAACAGCAGAUCGACACGACGCACAUCUUGUCGCUCCUCCAUCUGGCAGCCAUGGCAAGCGUGAGCGCAAUCGUUCAGACGGAAGAGGGCGCUCAGACGCAGCAGGCCAACUUUUGGAGCAUGAUGCCCGUGGACUUUGUGCUGAUCUUCUUGACCCCGAAUCAGCGGCUUGACGACAUCCUGGGUAUGAUGGACCUAUUGUGCACCUCCGUGCUAUCCGCCUCGGUCGGCCCUCUAGAAAUGGGCAAAGGCCCGGAGACGGUCGCCUACAUGAUCAUCGAGAAGCUCACAUGCAACCUCCUUGACCUGCCACGGGCGGCAUCAACACCCCGUCUGAUUCACACGGUCGGAUCAGGGGUCCUGCGCACGCUCACCGCGUUCACCCAGUCUCAGUUUGGGGCGCUCCAGGUCGCGAAUCAUGAUAAUGCCAUACCCAGACUAGUGACGACUCUGAGUGGCUUGGUGGACGAGCUGUACGAUGCCAGCGACCCUGUCGUCACUGAUUCUCCGGCUGGCAGCGGCGGGAACCGUGCGGCAGCCCAUCCACCGGCGGGAGAUCUGGGGGCCGACAAGGCGGACGACGCGGACGACGCGGACGACGCGGACGACGCGGACGACGCGGACGACGACCUUGUGGGUCUGCACCGAUUGAUCAAGCAGAUCGUACUGCUCCUGCACCGGCUCGUUGCUGAUCCGGCGACAGCAGACGCGGCCAACAUUCAAUCCAAGCUGGCCAUGGCCUACGGAGGCCCGCAGCGGUACAUCCUCUCGCUGUCACGCAUCCAUUUCGCAGAGGAAGACUUGGUGUACGAGGCGGGCAUCGACGAGGAGACGGCCGAACUGGCGCGCGAACUAUGUGAAUUCGUCGUGACCCCUGACGAAGGAGAGGGUGUCAGGGAGGCCUUCGGCGUUUGA
Verticillium dahliae VdLs.17 is the source of this 2376-nucleotide messenger RNA. Its product is annotated as UVS-3 protein. The transcript has 3 exons. NCBI's taxonomy places the organism in Eukaryota, Fungi, Ascomycota, Sordariomycetes, Glomerellales, Plectosphaerellaceae. Bases 1 to 2376 code for a protein of 791 amino acids. The record is from RefSeq and is a predicted model, not a curated record.